AUGUCUGCACGUGCAUUUAAGCAUAUAAUUAAGCUUCCUAGCCGGUGCUGCUUUUCUAGUACCCGUGCUGCCAAUGCGGACUUCACGCAUGCUGUAAUUGGCGCUGGCGUCGUUGGCCUUGCGACCGCAAGACAAUUGGCAGCUCACGAGGGCACCUCAACCAUUCUACUCGAGCGCCAUGAUGCGCCAGGCACAGAGACAAGCAGUCGCAACUCCGAGGCACGACCUUCCCUACCCCUCUCUACACACCCAACUAACAGUUACCAGGUGAUCCAUGCCGGUCUUUAUUACCCAGCAACCUCACUGAAAACCACACUCUGCAUCCGCGGCCGCAACCUCCUCUAUGAGCUCUGUUCCAAGAACGAUAUCCCCCACCGCAACACGAAGAAAUGGAUCGUAUCCCAAACACAAGCGCAAUGGGAAGCCUCACUGAAAGUGCACGCGCAUGCGCAAACCCUGGACGCACCGACGCGACUUGUCGGCCGAGACGAGGCCCUCCGGCGCGAACCAGAUGUCAAGGCUGACGCGGGUAUCGUUGAGAGUCUGACAACCGGCAUUGUCGAUAGCCACUCACUCAUGACAUAUCUACAAGGCGACUUUGAAGACCGAGGUGGUGACGUCGCUUUCAAGACGCGGGUCACGGGGGUCGAGGCUAUUGAUGGCGGGCGCGGAGGGUACAAAAUCACAGCUGCUUCGGACGAAGAUGGCUCUGUGACGACGUUCACAGCAGAGACAUUGAUCAACAGUGCUGGCCAUGGGGCUUGUGCGAUAAGCAAUAUGCUCCUUCCAGAUGACCGUCAUUUCUUCCCCCAUUAUGCCAAGGGGACAUAUUUCUCGUAUGCGGCUUCGAGGCCGCGGACUUCGGUUCUUGUUUACCCAGCCACGCUUCCUGGCACGCCUAGUCUGGGUACGCAUCUGACGCUUGAUAUGGGCGGGCGCAUCCGUUUUGGACCUGAUGUCCAAUGGGUGGAUAGCCCGGAUGAUCUGAAGCCAAACCCUGCGAAUUUGCAGGAGGCUUUGAGAGAAAUCAAAUCGUUCAUGCCGGGUGUUGAUGUUGAUGCUAUUGCCUUGGAUUACUGUGGCAUUCGACCCAAGUUGGGUCGGGGCGGUUCUGUCAACGAGGGCAAGGGAUUCCAGGACUUCAUCAUUCGCGAGGAAGAGGGAUUGCCUGGAUUCGUUAACCUGCUGGGCAUUGAAAGCCCCGGGCUAACUAGCUGUCUGGCUAUUGGCGAGAUGGUUGAUGGAAUACUGUAUAAGUAG
Molecule: messenger RNA, 1260 nt
Organism: Penicillium brevicompactum
Lineage: Eukaryota; Fungi; Ascomycota; Eurotiomycetes; Eurotiales; Aspergillaceae
Product: NAD(P)/FAD-dependent oxidoreductase
Exons: 2
Coding region: 1-1260 (419 amino acids)
Cellular component (GO): mitochondrion
Molecular function (GO): (S)-2-hydroxy-acid oxidase activity; (S)-2-hydroxyglutarate dehydrogenase activity
Source: RefSeq, a predicted model, not a curated record